AUUGAUUUUUAAUUUUUCAACCAAACAACGCGCAUUGACAAACCACAGAAUCCAAUCCUGUUGUUCCAAGUCCAAAACCCCUUGCAAGCAUUUGCUUGUUCUACUUCUUCAGAUAAGCCCCCAUCUCCAAAAUUACUUGCAUACAUAUUUGUAUAGCCAUGUCUCUGUACCUCAGAGCUUUACCAUCUCUUUCAUUAAAGCUUAGACCUUUUUAUCUCAAACCCCCUCUCCCUCUAUUUUAUCUCAACAAAUUCUUUAAACCCAUCUCUGUGUUACCCAAAAGAAGCCUCUCAAAUUCUGCUGCUGCUACUCCAGACACUCUAAUCCCACUUCCUAAACAACCCACUGAAGAUACCCUUUUAUGGGUUAGUAGAACUGGGCUGUGUGGUGAUUUGUCUCAGAAUGAUGUGGGCAAAAGGGUCUGUCUUUGUGGUUGGGUUGCUCUUCAUAGGAUUCAUGGGGGCCUUAGCUUUCUUAAUCUAAGAGACCAUUCUGGAAUCAUUCAGGUUACAACGCUACCAGACGAGUUUCCUGAAGCACAUUCUAUAAUUAAUGACCUGAGGCUCGAGUAUGUUAUUAGUGUGGAAGGAGUUGUUCGAAACCGGCCUGCUGAGUCAAUGAACAAGAAAAUGAAGACUGGCAUGAUUGAGAUUGCUGCAGAGAAUGUUAAGAUUUUGAAUGCUGUAAAAUGUAAGUUGCCAUUUUUGGUUACUACAUCUGAUGAUGCAAAGGAUUCAUAUAAAGAGGAAAUCGGCUUGAGGUACCGAUGCCUUACACUGCGUCGACCACAGAUGAAUGCCAAUAUAAUGUUGCGACAUCAGGUGGUAAAAUUUAUUCGUAGGUACCUGGAGGAUUUACAUGGUUUUGUGGAGAUUGAGACUCCAAUACUGUGUAGAUCUACUCCAGAGGGUGCACGGGACUAUCUGGUGCCUUCAAGAGUUCAGCCAGGAACUUUCUAUGCUUUGCCCCAAAGUCCACAGCUCUUUAAGCAAAUGCUGAUGGUUUCUGGUUUUGAUAAGUAUUAUCAAAUAGCAAGAUGUUUCAGGGAUGAGGAUCUAAGGGCUGAUAGGCAACCUGAAUUUACACAACUUGACAUGGAACUGGCUUUCACUCCUUUAGAGGACAUUUUAAAGUUGAAUGAGGAUUUGAUUAGACAGGUUUUUCUAGAGAUCAAAGGUGUUCAGCUACCAAAUCCUUUCCCAAGGCUUACUUAUGAUGAAGCAAUGAGUAGAUAUGGUUCUGACAGGCCAGAUAUUCGUUUUGAUCUUGAAUUAAAGGAUGUCUCUGAUGUGUUUGUAGAGUCCCCUUUCAAAGUGUUUGCAGAUGCUGUGUCAAGUGGGGGUGUUAUUAAAGCACUUUGUGUGCCAUCCGGAGGGAAAACUUAUUCAAACACCGCUCUUAAGAAAGGUGAAUUAUACAGUGAAGCAAUGAAAUCUGGUGCAAAGGGUUUACCUUACCUGAAAGUCGUGAGUGAUGGGGAAGUUGAAGGGAUUUCUGCCCUUGUAUCAAGUAUGGACCAAAGUAGAAAACAGCAGCUACUAGAACGAUGUAAUGCAGAAUCAGGGGAUCUUAUCUUGUUUGCAGUGGGCAACCAUUCAUCUGUUAAUAAAACCCUGGACCGCCUGAGGAUAUUUGUAGCCCAUCAGCUGGGAUUGGUUGACAAUACCAGGCAUUCCAUCCUGUGGGUAACCGACUUUCCGAUGUUUGAGUGGAACAGUUUAGAAGAAAGAUUUGAGGCUUUGCAUCAUCCUUUUACUGCUCCUCACCCCGAAGAUAUGAAGGAUCUUUCCUCGGCUCGUGCCUUAGCUUAUGACAUGGUCUACAAUGGAGUUGAGAUUGGUGGUGGAAGUUUGAGAAUUUAUAAGCGUGAAGUCCAAGAAAAGGUCUUAAAAAUAAUUGGCAUCUCGCGUGAACAGGCUGAAGCAAAGUUUGGCUAUCUUUUAGAGGCAUUAGACAUGGGUGCUCCUCCACAUGGGGGUAUUGCUUUUGGAUUAGAUAGAUUAGUGAUGCUAUUAGCUGGUGCAAACUCGAUCCGCGACGUCAUAGCUUUCCCAAAGACGAUGAGUGCUCAGUGUGCCCUUACUAGUGCGCCUUCUGGGGUUGAUCCUCAGCAGCUGAAGGAUCUUUUAUAUCAGGCCUAGAAUUUUUGAAUACUGAAAUUAGAAAAGUUGAAUUAUAUAGGUAGUCUGUGGUUAGAUUAAAGUUGGUUCCACAUUCUGCAACAAUAUAUGACCAGAUGGUUAGCGAAAGAAUAAUGCUGAGAUAUGUUGGUUACUGUAAAUUGCACCGUGAAACAUUGCAGUUUUCUGAUACCUCAGCAUAAUGGGGAAAUCAUUAGCCUUUUUUUUUUGUUUGCUCAAUGCAGCUUCAACUUUCUUUGCAAUUCAGUUUGCACUGUUCCUUGUGGAAUAAAGAAUAUGUAACAUCAAUUGUAUUAUAUCAUUAUUAUGAAGUAUUCCUGUAUAUAAUAAUUUUUUUGGGAUUGA
This is a messenger RNA of Daucus carota subsp. sativus, 2486 nucleotides long. RefSeq names its product aspartate--tRNA ligase, chloroplastic/mitochondrial. The record is from RefSeq and is a predicted model, not a curated record. NCBI's taxonomy places the organism in Eukaryota, Viridiplantae, Streptophyta, Magnoliopsida, Apiales, Apiaceae. Gene Ontology annotation, molecular function: aspartate-tRNA ligase activity; ATP binding; nucleic acid binding. The coding region runs from base 159 to 2141 and encodes 660 amino acids. The transcript has 15 exons. Gene Ontology annotation, biological process: aspartyl-tRNA aminoacylation. Gene Ontology annotation, cellular component: cytoplasm; mitochondrion.